This is a messenger RNA of Micromonas pusilla CCMP1545, 516 nucleotides long. RefSeq lists its product as uncharacterized. Lineage: Eukaryota; Viridiplantae; Chlorophyta; Mamiellophyceae; Mamiellales; Mamiellaceae. Bases 1 to 516 code for a protein of 171 amino acids. Gene Ontology annotation, molecular function: intramolecular lyase activity. The transcript has a single exon. The record is from RefSeq and is a predicted model, not a curated record.
AUGGGCGUCCGCGUCAAGCGCAUCGCCGGCAUCGGCGUCAAAGUCUACGCCUGCGGUCUGUACGUCGACCCCGAAGACGCGCGCGCCGCGCUCGGCGACCGCUUCGUCGGCCGCGACGUCGCCGACGUCGGCAAAGACCAGUCGCUCUUCGACGGCGUGCUGCGCUCCGACGACGUGGACAAGACCGUGCGGCUGGCGUUCGCGAGGAACAUCGACAGCGCGAAGAUACGCGACGCGCUGAGCGAGCGCCUUCGACCGGCGCUGGGGAGAGACAGCGAGAGCCUGAAAACGUUUGAGACGUAUUUCGACGGCGUGACGUUCGAGAAAGGGCAGGCGCUUACGUUCAGCGCGACGGGGGGGAAGCUCGAGACGACGAUGAAGGGGAAGAGCGUCGGGGUGAUUCACGACGCGAGGUUGUGCGCGGCGCUGUUCGACGCGUACUUGGGGAGGGACCCGGUCGUGCCGAGCGCGAAGCGGAGCCUGGGAGAGGCGCUCGCGGCGCGCGUGGUGGGAUAA